Monascus purpureus is the source of this 1414-nucleotide messenger RNA. The record is from the annotation of a GenBank genome assembly. Lineage: Eukaryota; Fungi; Ascomycota; Eurotiomycetes; Eurotiales; Aspergillaceae.
GUCAAAUAUUUUCUUAUUUCGGCAGGACUCGUAGGAUAUAAGGUUGGUACAGAUCCGAUUGAGUUUGAUGUGUUGCGCUUAUUGGCAUCAAAAGGUACAUGCAUACACUAUUAGUACAGAUACACUAUGGAGAAUACGAGAACAAUGUCAAGACUACUAACCUGUUCGGCAUAUAAAGCAAGGAUAUCCUCCAAAAAAAUAGAUAUAUGUCUUCAUCCUAUCCGAAUCAGCCCCCGACCAACCCAGCAACCGCAUCCGGAACGAGAACCAGGACCUGGAAUAUCAGCACCAAUACUCUCCUCGGUUCUGUCUUAACUCUCGCCAUCGCAAUCCUUAUUGCCUCCACAUUCGGUGAAGGGAACAUCGCCAAUCUGUUCGGAUUCAAGAGGCUCCUCUCCCGUUCCCUUGCGAGUGGAUCGGGUAUCACCACCGUUGCUAUUAGUUCAUCGCUGUUUUCUUCAGCUCCCACUUCCGGAAAGCCAGCUUCGGGGCUGAGAUUUGAGUCGACAAUGAGGACUCCGGUUUAUUUCCUUAGUCAUGGUGGGCCAAAUGUCAUGUACGAGCACGAGCAUCCCGCGUACAGCAAACUAGGCCAGAUCGGCCGCGAGAUCACUAGCAAGGUGAAGCCGAGUGCUGUGGUGGUGUUCUCUGCUCAUUGGCAGGGAGGGAAAGAUACGGUUCUCGUGAACACGGCAGAGAUUACGGACUUGAUAUAUGACUUCUACGGCUUCCCGGAUUACUAUUAUAAAGAGAAAUAUCCCAAUGUCGGGAACAAGGAAGUUGCGAACAAAGUCCUGCAUGCGCUCAAGGAAGCAAAUAUCAAAGCUGAGGGUGUGAAGAGAGGUCUGGAUCACGGUGUAUGGGCCAGUUUCAAGUGUGCAUUCGAACCCGACACAAAUCCCCUAAACGUUCCCAUUGUCCAAGUCUCCCUCUUCAAUACAGAAGACCCCAUCCAACAUUACCGUCUGGGCCAAGCCAUCUCCAAACUCCGCGAUGAGAAUAUCCUCAUCAUCGUCUCCGGAAUGGCAGUGCAUAAUCUCCGGGAUAUGUGGUUUACAAUGGGUGAUUCCAAGCCCCUGCCAUAUACGGCCAGUUUCGACGAGGCGCUGAAGGAUGCCGUCACCGCCGCGCCGGAAGAGAGGGAGAAGAAAAUGGUGGAUUUGAUGAAGAGACAGGAUGCGCGGCAGGCGCAUCCGUAUUUCGAUCAUUUGCUCCCCAUUUAUAUUGGGGCGGGAGCCGCGGGAAGCGAUCUUGGGAAGAGGCUGUGGACUUUCAAGGAAGGGAGCAUGAGUUGGGCGCAGUUUAGGUUUGGGGAGGUUGGAAAUAGUAGUGGACCUGUACUAUAAGUUCUUUUCAACCUAGAACUAGACAUAAGAAAAGAAACUCGAACGAAGAAUGAAUGGCAUCUUUUUCG